This is a messenger RNA of Bufo bufo (common toad), 3153 nucleotides long. RefSeq names its product leucine rich repeat and fibronectin type III domain containing 2 (gene LRFN2). Gene Ontology annotation, cellular component: cell surface; postsynaptic density membrane. Bases 856 to 3153 code for a protein of 765 amino acids. Lineage: Eukaryota; Metazoa; Chordata; Amphibia; Anura; Bufonidae. Gene Ontology annotation, molecular function: protein binding. The transcript is spliced from 4 exons. The record is from RefSeq and is a predicted model, not a curated record.
UAUCAGGACGGUGCACUGCUAGAGAAUUACUGAGCCAAUCUGCUUCACCGCCGCGCUCGCCCCUUCGAUUCGCACCUAAAUUCUCCUUUUGUUUUUAAAAUAUGGGUUUUAUUUUUGUUUGGUUAAGGCGCUGGGAAAUGUGCAAUCCCUGAACUAUCCAAAGAGAGAGAGAGAGAGAGAAAAAAAUCCCUCCCAGGCUGCUCGAAUCUUUCUUCUCUCCUUUCCCAAGCUGUGGAAGGCUCUGCCAUCUACAGCACUCAGAGGGGAUCAGAGCACAUCGCUCGCUUCUUCUCCAGCUUGUCUUUGGCUCGCUGCGUUCUCAUCUAGCUCUGCUCUAUCCGUCGUGCCUGGCAGAGAACCUCAGUGCCCACCAUGCAGGUGGCAACCUUAAGACCCACCUAAUUACAACAUCUAAGGAGGCUUUUUUGUUGUUGUUGUCUGGUGGUGGUGGUGGUGGCUUCUCCAAAAUCUGGAAGCAUCGAAGGGAAGUGAGUGGCUGAUGUGCUGCAUGCUCUGCAGUUUGGAUCUACUGUACUGUGCAAGGAGUCCUCAGGAUUCUCCAAUGUCUCUCGCUCUUCUCAGGAUCCUCUGCUGCUUGGUUGCAAUUUCUCCCUGAUUUUUUUUUUUUGGUCCCUUAUUUCGGAGCCGAGGACUGGAUUGUGUUCCGGCUGCCUUCCUCUAGGAUGCAUGGCAUGUAAACAGCCUGGAUUGUCUCUACACAAGGAUACAUGUCACUACUCCAAGGGGAUCUAUUCAGGCAGAGGACAACGUGAGCUCUUAGGGCACAGACCAUGAUCUCGGAAAUCCUGGAGAACCCCCCUCAUUAAAGCUAGGGCUUCUUUCUCUGGACUUACAAUGGAAAAAAUCCUCUGCAGUCUUCUGGUGUUUGGAAUGGCAGUAGUGGUCAACUCAUGUCCAAAAUACUGUGUCUGUCAAAACCUGUCAGAAUCGCUAGGAACGUUGUGUCCUUCCAAAGGUUUACUUUUUGUACCUGUAGACAUUGACCGGAGGACAGUUGAACUUCGUCUCGGGGGUAAUUUUAUCAUAAGCAUCAACCGACAAGACUUUGCCAACAUGACAGGUCUUGUGGACCUUACAUUAUCUAGAAACACCAUCAGUAUUAUUCAGCCUUUUUCUUUUGUGGAUCUCGAGAGCCUUCGAUCUUUGCAUUUGGACAGUAAUAGAUUGACCAGUUUGGGAGAUGACAUAUUUCGAGGGCUUAUCAAUCUCCAACACUUGAUCAUGAAUAAUAACCAACUCAAUGGUAUCGCAGAUGAUGCUUUUGAAGACCUCUUACAGACUCUGGAAGACCUUGAUCUUUCUUACAACAAUCUUGUAACAAUUCCUUGGGACGCCGUACGAAGGAUGAUAAAUUUGCAUCAGCUCAGUUUGGACCAUAAUCUUUUAUCUUACAUUACAGAGGGAACUUUUCAGGACCUCAAUAAGUUGGCCAGGCUUGAUUUGACUUCUAACAGGCUACAAAAACUACCUCCAGAUCCAAUCUUUGCAAGGUCUCAAAUGUCCAUGAUCUCUGCGACACCUUUCCUGCCCCCUUUGUCCCUAAGCUUUGGAGGUAAUCCACUUCAUUGUAAUUGUGAGCUACUAUGGUUGAGGAGGCUUGACAGGGAAGAUGAUAUGGAAACUUGUGCGUCACCUUCUGCAUUGAAAGGAAGGUAUUUCUGGUAUGUUCGAGAAGAGGAAUUUGUUUGUGAACCACCAUUAAUUACGCAGCAUACUCAGAAGCUGCUGGUUUUGGAAGGUCAAACUGCUUCCUUAAAAUGUAAAGCGGUUGGAGAUCCAGCACCAGUUAUCCAUUGGGUUGCUCCAGAUGGACGCUUGAUUGGAAAUUCCUCCAGGACAACUGUUUAUGAUAAUGGCACUUUAGAUAUCUUAAUAACCACAUCCAAGGAUUAUGGGACCUUCACUUGUAUUGCGGCAAAUGCUGCCGGAGAGUUAACGGCACCGGUUGAGUUAUCCAUUGUCCAGCUGCCACAUCUCAGCAAUGGCACAGGCCGUGCUGCUCCACCCAAAUCACGGCUUUCCGAUAUUACCAGUUCUAGCAAAACUAACCGAGGAGAAGUCAAGACUCAACCCGAGAGGGCUGUUGUAGUGUCAGAGGUGACGACUACUUCUGCACUAGUUAAGUGGUCAGUGAGCAAGUCUGCUCCCAAAGUUAAAAUGUACCAACUUCAAUACAAUUGCUCAGAUGAUGAAGUUCUAAUCUACAGGAUGAUCCCUGCUUCAAACAAAGCCUUUGUUGUGAAUAACCUGGUGUCAGGGACAGCGUACGACCUGUGCGUCUUGGCCAUUUGGGACGACACUGCAACAACUCUAACAGCCACCAACAUUGUGGGAUGUUCUCAGUUCUUCACCCAAGAGGACUAUCAGCAGUGCCAGUCCAUGCACAGCCAGUUCUUAGGGGGCACAAUGAUUCUAGUUAUUGGCGGCAUCAUAGUUGCUACAUUGCUGGUCUUCAUUGUUAUCUUAAUGGUAAGAUAUAAAAUUUGCAACAAUUCCCAGGGCAAGAUGGCCAAUGUCAGCAAUGUCUAUUCCCAAACUAAUGGAGGAAAUUCAGUGAGGAAUGGCUUGCCACCACAAGUCAACCCUAAAGUGGUGGUGAGGAAUGAACUAAUGGAAUUCAAUUGUGGCUCAGUGCACAGUAGCGUCUCCUCCUCUUCUAGUUCGGUGAAUAGUCCAGAGGGUGAUGACUAUAGUCUACAGAGUAACCAAAGCACUCUGUCCAAUAAAUGGAGACCAGUCUCCAGGUCAAGGCAUAACAUUGAUAGACUUAUGGGAGCAUUUGCCUCCCUGGAGUUGAGGUGUCAAAAUAAGGAGGACGCUGUAGACUCCAGGACUUCUACUACAGUCCACCAGUCAGACAAAGAGCCUUUGCUGGGCAACCAAGAGUCCAAAAUCCGUAGUCACCUUAUGUUACCUCUGGAGGGAAAAGCAAAACGUAGUCGUUCUUUUGACAUGGGGGACUUUUCCACGACUCAGUGUUGUAGUUACCCAAGAAAGAUCACAAAUAUUUGGACUAGGAGAAGCCUCUCAGUUAAUGGGAUGCUUUUACAAUAUGCUGAUAGUGAACUUACAGGGAACACAACUAGAAGCGCCUACGACAGCUCAGAAUGGGUAAUGGAAAGCACAGUGUAA